GUGUGGCUUGACGCCGGUGUUGAAUGCUCUGUAGUCUGUCGUACCGAAGAAAGCGAAGCGCUGGAUUCAAGUGAGAAACCCGGUUCAGCGAGACACUCAGUUCCUGCAGACUUGCAGGGAUGGGUCGUGGUCUGGAUGGCUGACGGACAGCGACUGGGACCAAUCACAUGAUAAGAUGCUGGCUCGUAACCGCUUCCUGCUGCUGGUGGUGGUGGGCGGGGCCGCGCUAGCCAUCAUCAGCCUGAGCCUCCAGUUCUUGAACCUGAUCCCCAUCACUCCCAUAGUGGAAGAGCGACCCUUCCAGGCUGCUGAUGGAGGUGUUGGAGGGGCUCUGGGGAAGAGCAGAAAGAGAGUGUUCCCCGUGCCUCACACCCAGGAACCCAACCCCAUAUCUGAGGCUUAUGGCUACUGCAACACUCCCAACCGUACCGAACAAGCCUGGGAGGGUCACAGUCCUGCUGACUACAAGCUGCUGUCUGUCCAAGUGAUGAUUCGCCAUGGUGACCGGUAUCCACUCUACUACAUCCCCAAGACUAAACGCCCCGCCAUCGACUGCACCUUGUCCAUCAGCAGGAAGCCUUCGCACCCCCUGCUGAACUCCUUCAUUAGUCACAUGGGCCUGGGAGGGCGUGGCCAUUGGGAGUCACCACUUACCUCUGUUCCCCGUUUGCCCAACCACAGCACCUGUGAGAUGGGAGAACUCACGCAGACAGGUAUAGUGCAGCACCUGCACAACGGGCAGCACCUUCACCAAGCCUACAAGCGUCACAAUCUCCUCCCCUCCAACUGGUCGCCCCGCCAGGUGUGGGUUGAGACAACCGGUAAGAGUCGCACUCUCCAGAGUGGACUGGCCUUACUCUACGGCUUCCUCCCAGACUUUGAUUGGACGAAACUGACCGUGCGGCACCAGUGGAGUACGUUGUUCUGCGGCUCAGCCUGCGACUGCCCCGCCAGGAACAAAUACCUUGAGGAAGAGCAGAGGAGGCAGUAUCGGCUCAGAGUGAGUGAUACCGAACUUGAGAGGACUUAUGCCGAUAUGGCACGGACUUUGGGUCUGCUCACCCGCCAGCUUCGAGCUGCAAACCCUAUAGAUUCCUUGUUGUGCCACCUGUGCCACGGGAUUUCUUUCCCAUGCGUUCCCAUGGGAGAGAGUAGCACCGGUGGAUGUCUGACAAUGGCACAGUUUGCUGUGAUUCGUCGACAGCAGCUAGAUGAUGAGGUGGAUCGAAGAAGAGCCGGGCUGUACCAUAAAUACGCCAUCCUGGCCAUGUACCCCUACCUCAACCGAACUGCCACCAAGAUGGAGCGUGUUGCCAAGGACGGCGAGGGUGGCCGACAGCCCCGUGCAGGGGGCGAGGAGAUCUUCACCCUCUCUUCAGCCCACGACGUUACCAUGGCCCCGUUGCUGAGCGCCCUGGGACUGGAGGAGGCCCGCUUUCCACGUUUUGCAGCAAGAGUAGUCUUUGAACUGUGGAAGAGUCCCCCAGCGAUGCAAGGACUCCAGAAGAAGAGAGCUGGCAAAGGUGAGAAGUCAAAGGCGAAAGAUGGGGAACUGUUCAUCAGGGUGCUGUACAAUGGUGAAGAUGUGACAUUUCACACCACCUUCUGUCGCUCCCACGACCGCCACGGCAGCCGGCCCCUCUGCCCUCUGAAGAACUUCCUGUCAUUUGUCAGGAGAGACAUGUUCACUGUUGUCAAUGCUACUUCCUACCAGGAGGCCUGCUACAGGCGCGCCGGUUGACAGGUGGACAGAUGGAAAGGAGGGUGAAUGAGUAAGGAUACAGAGUUGACAGAUGGUUAUACUGUCCUUUGCUUUGUGUUUAGUUUUCCACUUUUGAAGAUGGUGCACUUUUAUGCUGCUCAUAGUGUCUUACAAAUUCCGCAUCGUUUUAAAUGUAGUCUUCGACACUCCUGAGCACAAAGUGAGUGGCAUACACACAGUACUGUAAGUUUCUAACAUUUAUAAAAUUCCUUUUUUUUAUGUAUGUUUUCUUAUCAACGUUCAAGUCAUUCGAGGGAAGUUGUAUGGCACGUAGCCACUUUAUUCCUACAUUCCAUAAUACCAUGGAAUUGUAAAUUCCAGUAUUGAAGCUGGAAACACUUUUCUGGAUUAAUCAUUCCUGGAAAAUAUUUUGUGUGUAAUAAGUCUUCAAUAAAAAAUACACUUUGGGUUAGUUUGACAUUGGUAUUCAUUGUAGCAGGCUGUCUGUUUAAUGGUAGGGAUUAUUUCAACUUUGACUACUUUUUUUUCCUCCUUUUUUUUGUAAAAUCGACAGCGGUACUUUGAAAGUGACAAGUGAUAGAUGUAUUCCCCUUACAUGAAUUUAUAACUACAAUACAUCUGUAUUUAGAUUAAUUGGUGAUAUAACCAACCACAUUCCACUCAUUGUUUUUGCCUGUAGGAAACUGGAUCUAAUAAAGGUUCAUUAUGAGCAGA
Messenger RNA from Micropterus salmoides (largemouth bass), 2437 nucleotides. It is a transcript of the gene pxylp1, whose product is annotated as 2-phosphoxylose phosphatase 1. Gene Ontology annotation, biological process: glycosaminoglycan biosynthetic process; dephosphorylation; chondroitin sulfate proteoglycan biosynthetic process. Gene Ontology annotation, cellular component: Golgi apparatus. The coding region runs from base 176 to 1741 and encodes 521 amino acids. The transcript has 6 exons. The record is from RefSeq and is a predicted model, not a curated record. NCBI's taxonomy places the organism in Eukaryota, Metazoa, Chordata, Actinopteri, Centrarchiformes, Centrarchidae. Gene Ontology annotation, molecular function: phosphatase activity.